GACCUGGUAUCAGGGUGAGGCUCUGGGUGCACUUGUUUCCGAGGGUUCAGCUGCUACACAGGACCAGGAGGCCAAGGCUCAAGUGGAGGUACAGGUCCAACGGCGCCAUGGACUACCAACAGAAACUGGCUGAGAAGCUCACCAUCCUAAAUGAGAGGGGGAACGGGGUGCUGAUACGCAUGAACCACAUUAAAAAGAGCUGUGCAGACCCCAAAACAAGACCCUCUUUCCUGACAGAAAAAGCCAUGGAGCCUGCAAUUAAAUACAUCAAUAAGAAGUUCCCGAACAUUGACUUCAGAGGAAACAUACAAAAUCUGACCAACAUACAGCGGCAGAAAUCUGAAGUGUUGGCAGCCACAACAAGCUACUACGAUUCUUUCCUGGAUGUCAUCGAGUUCAGGGAUCACGUUUAUGAACUGCUGAACACCAUAGAUGCCUGUCAGUGUUUCUUUGACAUUGCAUUCAACUUUGACUUCACCAGGAGCUACCUGGAUCUGAUCAUCACCUACACAUCUGUUAUCAUCAUGGUCUCUCGCAUUGACGAUAAAAAAGCACUGGUGGGCAUGUUCAACUGUGCCCAUGAGAUGACUAACGGGAGCAGUGACCCCUCUUAUCCGCGGCUCGGCCAGAUGAUUGUGGAGUACGAGCAUCCGUGGAAGAAGCUUACUGAGGAGUUUGGUCCUCACACAAGGUCUGUGACGACGGCGUUGCUGUCUCUGAAGAUGGUGUACCCACGCAGGAACCUGCCAGCAGAGCAGUGGCGGAGCGCCCAGCUCCUAAGCCUGCUGAGUGCUCCAGCUGCCAUGCUGGACCCGGCGUGCUGCGACACUAUGGCUUGUGAAUACCUAUCCAUGGAGGUGAUGGAGCGCUGGAUCUCUAUCUGCUUCCUGCUGUGCCACAGCAGCCUGAACACAAACCAGGCCUCCCAGGAGCUGUGGAAGAUGGCUCUGAGGAGCGGCCUCUUCCUCACCCUCACCAGAGAGGAAGUACUCAACAUACACAAAGUCUCCGAGGACCUCUUUGACGGCAUCAAAGGAUAUAGCAAGCGAAUUGCAGACAUCAAGGAAUGUCGUGAGCACGUUUUAGUCAACGGAGGACCUCUGCACAGAGAGCGGAGGCGGUAUCUGAGAGGAGCGUUGAAGGAAUUAUUCAACAUUCUGGAGGAUGAACCCGGACUGCUGGGACCAAAGGCGCUGUUUGUCUUCAUGGCUCUGUCGUUUUCCCGUGACGAGGUCCUGUGGCUUGUCAGACACUCUGAGAACAUGCCAAAGAUAAAGGCGCCUGAGGACUACGUUGACAAUCAGAUGGCAGAGCUGCUGUUCUACAUGGAGAAGCUCAGAGGGCUGAUGAAAAAGUACACCCAUGUGGUUCAGCGCUACCAUGUCCAGUACCUGGCACAGUUUGAUGCUUUGGUUCUCAACGACACCAUCCAGAAUAUGUAUGUUUGUCCAGAGGAGGAGUCGGUCCUGAUGAGUUCAUUCGUCUCAAGUCUGUCUGCUCUGUCAAUCAAACAAGUGGAAAACAAGGAGGAGUUUGAUUUCAGAGGACUUCGACUGGACUGGUUGAGAUUGCAGGCCUACACAAGUGUGAACAAAGCUCCUCUGCCAUUGAAAGACUAUCCUGAUUUGGCCAAGGUGAUGAAUUUGAUUCAGUUUCACACCAGGGUGGUCGACAGCGUGGAGGAACUUCUGCAGGAGACGUCUGAGGUGUCCAUACUCUGCUUCUACCCGCGCGUCUUUGAGAAGAUGUUUUUCCAGAGCAGCGAGGAGGUGGCCAUGAAGCGCUACCUCAUGGCCUUCCCCACCGUCUGCUCUCACUUCAGCCAGUGUGGACACCCUCUGUGCCCAGAAGAGUCUGGAGUGAUGGAGAAGAAGAGCCUUCGUCUGUGUGUGACCUUCCUGGAGCAGAUAGCCAAGCUGACCAGCAGUGUUGUGUUGGAGAUUUGUGCUGAACAGUGCAAUCUCAAUGACAAGUUGCAGCCCAUACACUGCGCCGAGAGCAUCAGCGCAGCUCGCUACAGGAAGCAGAAGAAGCCGCUGCCAAAGAAAGCCGAGGUCCAGAAAGAAAAGCCAGGCGCUGAGAGCCUGAGGAAAGACCGGACCAUCACCAGCAACAUGGACAAGAUGCAUAUGAUGCUGACCGAGCUGUGCUCCACCUACAGCCUCUGCACUGACUUCAUUGUGUUUGACCACAUCGUUGUGCCCACGGAGUUCCUCAUCUCUCAUCUGGAGACACGCCUCUCUGAGAUCAUCGUGAGAAUGGCAAAUUACAACCAGGCCACCCAGGAGAUAUCCCGUCCCUCGGACCUCCUGGCAGGGGUGAGAGCUUACACGGCCAGCCUGCAGAGCCUCUCCAGCUACAUCAACGUGGACGUCACCAGACUGGUGAAGAACGUCCUGCUGCAGCAGACACAGCCUCUGGAUCCUAGAGGAGGACAGACUAUCACAACUCUCUUCACAAACUGGUUCCUGGAGAGUCUCCUGCGUCAGGCCAGUAACUCCCUCAUCGUUCACUGUCCCACGAUGCACUGCUUCGUCAGCCAGACAACUGACAACGAACCGGCUUUCAGAGCAGAGGAGUUUUCAGAUGUAUCAGAGCUACGGGCCCUGGCGGAGCUGAUUGGUCCAUACGGCCUGAAGUUUCUAAGUGAGAACUUGAUAUGGCACAUCACCUCCCAAGUCAGUGAACUAAAGAAACUGGUGAUUGAGAAUAUGGACAUCCUGGUACAGAUGAAGAACAACUUUGAUAAGCCUGAGGAAAUGGCCAACUUGCAAAAGAGGCUGACAGGAGGAGAGAAUGUGCUGAAGAGGAUGACCAUCAUCGGGGUGAUCCUGUCCUUCAGAGCAAUGGCACAGGACGGUCUCAAAGAUGUCCUGCGAAAGCAUUGCCCGUACAUGAUGCAGCCCAUCGAGUACCUCAGAGACUUCAUUUCCCCAGAGGAAGACAUCAAGGUGACUCUAAGCGUCUUCCAGCUGGCCUCUGCUGCUGGUCUGGCAUGUGAUAUCGAACCAGCACUUGUCACUGCUAUCGCCAGCAUGCAGACAGAUAACACGUCAAUUGAUGAGGAGUACAAGCUGUCUGGUUUGCUGCUGGUCUACAUCGCUGUGUCCCUGCCUUCCCUGGCCCUGGACCCCAAUUCUUUCUACAGCCGGGAGCAUGGCGGCCACAAAAACAACAUCCACUGUUUGGCAACAGCUAUCAACCAGCUGGCUGCUGCCAUGUUCACAGUUCAGAACAAAAACAUAGAGCAGCAUCUCAAAGAGUUUCUCCUGAUGGCCUCCUCCACUCUGCUUCAGCUGGGACAAAAUGUGGAGAGAAUAGAAAGCAAAAACAGAGAGUCUGUCUACCUGAUUCUACACAUGAUUGUGGAGGAGUCUCCGUUCUUGAGCCAAGACAUGCUGGAGAGCUGCUUCCCUUAUGUCCUGCUCCGAAACGCCUACAGAGAGGUGUACAAGUCCUUCAUCAUCACAAUGGGCUAAGGACGCUGUUAAACUCUUAAAUCUUUAUUUAACCUUCUUAAAUGUGAAUGCAUAUUUUGUUGACAUUUCCAUCCAGUUUCUUACUCAUUUAACUCUGCACAUUCACAUCAGCCACCAGCUAGUUGUUAACCACGACCCUAGAUAUCUCUGAUAAGGCUUCCUGUCAAUCAGCACUUCUUGUAAAUGUAUGACACAAAAGAUCUGCCCUCAUUUCACACACUCUAAAGCAUCCUUUAUCUGUCAUAUAUUUUAUUGUAACUUGAUGACUUCUUUGGUUAAGUUUGAAUGCUAUACAAUAACAGGUAUAUACUGAUUUACACAUCAGUGCCAUGACAAAAAGGUGACUGGUUUUAGAAUAUAUUUUGGAAUCAAAUCACAUUUCUUAAGACUUUUUAUGGACUGUUUUAUUAAUAGUUACUGUUGAACAUGUUUCCUACAAUGUCUCUACAAAUAAAGAUGCUAAUAGUG
Messenger RNA from Notolabrus celidotus (New Zealand spotty), 3947 nucleotides. RefSeq names its product NCK associated protein 1 like (gene nckap1l). Gene Ontology annotation, biological process: neuron projection morphogenesis; cortical actin cytoskeleton organization; cell morphogenesis. The coding region runs from base 108 to 3479 and encodes 1123 amino acids. Lineage: Eukaryota; Metazoa; Chordata; Actinopteri; Labriformes; Labridae. Gene Ontology annotation, cellular component: SCAR complex. The record is from RefSeq and is a predicted model, not a curated record. The transcript has 31 exons.